This is a messenger RNA of Penicillium cinerascens, 552 nucleotides long. RefSeq lists its product as uncharacterized. The transcript has 2 exons. Lineage: Eukaryota; Fungi; Ascomycota; Eurotiomycetes; Eurotiales; Aspergillaceae. The record is from RefSeq and is a predicted model, not a curated record. The coding region runs from base 1 to 552 and encodes 183 amino acids.
AUGACAGAAAUCGCAAAUGACUUAUCCAAACUCAAUGAUGCAAUUGGCAGCGUGUCAAAGGAAAACCUUGUCUCCAUGGUCGUGGAGAUUUGUCGAACGAAUCCCUCUGCGAGAGAGUUUGUAAUUGAUGAGCUCUUUGUCACUGAAGAUAGAAAUCCGCAACCAGAAACUCCGUGCACGAUCAGCACCGUCAGCGAGGGCGACGAUGACAGCGACAACAGCGGGGAAACUGUCCCUCAGCUUGGAGCUACUGGAUCCAAGAGACAACGAACCCGCUACGCCGUUUGCGAAAACUGUAAGGAGGAGUUUGAUGUCACGAAAAACACCCGCCGGAGCUGUUCCUACCACCCUGAGAUCCCUGAAGCGGACGUUGACCAGUUUAUUGAUCAUGAUGAACAAUGUCAUGGUCCGAUGGAUACGGAGGAAAACCGGAUCAACUAUCCGGAGCGCUUUAUCUAUGAAUGUUGUGAUCGUUAUGGAGAUGAAGAGCCGUGUGUUAGAGACUGGCAUAGAGAAGUGAAGUACGAAUAUUCGAAGAGGGCGAGGUACUAA